Molecule: messenger RNA, 3970 nt
Organism: Electrophorus electricus (electric eel)
Lineage: Eukaryota; Metazoa; Chordata; Actinopteri; Gymnotiformes; Gymnotidae
Gene: frmd4a
Product: FERM domain containing 4A
Biological process (GO): establishment of epithelial cell polarity
Cellular component (GO): cytoskeleton; adherens junction; bicellular tight junction
Source: RefSeq, a predicted model, not a curated record
AGUGUGGAUGUGUGUGUGCGCACAUGUGUGAGUAUGUGCAUGCGUUUUUGUGUGUGAGUCAGAAAGCAUGGCCAUAGGCAGUGUAUCAGACAGAAGAGGUGAGAGAGGCCGGCAGUGAACUCUCUAAGUAAAGCGAGUGUAAUUAAAGUCUGAAGAUAAAAGCAGAGCGGAGCUGGCCGUUACCGAACCAGACCGACACAGCGCUGGACGCCAUCUCAGGCCUCAAGCGCCUUGCAUGCAGUAGACAUGGACAGACCGCAGAGACAUCAGUGACAAGGGACGCCGCCUGACAGGAGCCCGACACAUCAUCAGCAGAUGUGGAUCUUCUGAUUCUGCACACCUAGACGUGAGCACGUACAGAUUUGAGCACGCACCGGGAUAUUUCCACGCAAACAACUUCAGGAACACUUGGAGAGAUCAGGUGCUCACUUGGCAUGAUGCCAGAGGAGUAUUUUAUGUGCAUACUGGAUGCACACUGCAGUCUCUGCACUGAAUGAGCUGGACCUGCGUAUGGAGUGCAGUUCAUGAACUUUCUCCUGGCAAAACCGGGAGGGUAGUCCCGUUCUGAUUUGAAGGCUGCGGCUGGCUGAUGUGAAGCCUGUAGUUAGGCUGCUUUCAGAGUAUAUUCAGAGUACAUUCGAAGCAUAUUUGGAGUAUAUUUUUGUAUUCACUGCUGUAGGUUCUUUGAGGGGUGCAAUUAGACAUAAUGACUUUGGCAGCUCGACUGGAUGAUCUAGAGACUACACUAGAGCACAUGCUAAUGGAUGUGUUUAUGACGGAGGGGCGGAGAUGUCAGGUCCAUCUCCUGGACGACAGGAAGCUGGAGCUCCUUGUGCAGCCCAAACUGAUGGCAAAGGACCUCCUGGAUCUGGUAGCGUCCCACUUCAAUCUGAAAGAAAAGGAGUAUUUUGGGAUCUCCUACACAGAUGACACGGGCCAUUUCAGCUGGCUGCAGUUGGAUAGACGUGUUCUGGAGCAUGAAUUUCCCAAGAAAUCUGGCCCUAUUGUCCUUUACUUCUGUGUUAGGUUUUAUAUAGAGAGUAUCUCUUACUUGAAGGACAAUGCCACUAUUGAGCUGUUUUUCCUCAAUGCCAAAUCCUGCAUUUAUAAGGAGCUCAUAGAGGUGGACAGUGAAGUAGUCUUCGAACUGGCCUCCUACAUAUUGCAGGAAGCCAAGGGAGACUUCACAAGUAAUGAUGCUACGAGGGCUGACCUUAAGAAGCUGCCAGCCUUGCCUACACAGGCCCUGAAAGAGCAUCCAUCACUUGCGUACUGUGAAGACCGAGUCAUUGAGUAUUAUAAGAAGCUGAGUGGCCAGUCCAGGGGCCAGGCUAUUGUCAAUUAUAUGAGCAUUGUGGAGUCGCUACCUACAUAUGGAGUGCAUUACUAUGCGGUUAAGGACAAGCAGGGAAUCCCUUGGUGGUUGGGGUUAAGCUAUAAGGGCAUCUUUCAAUAUGACUACCAGGACAAAGUGAAACCCCGAAAGGUGUUCCAAUGGAGGCAGCUGGAGAAUCUUUACUUCAGAGAGAAGAAGUUCUCAGUAGAAGUUCAUGACCCGAGAAGCAGGGCAUCGGUAACGCGAAGGACGUUUGGUCACAGCGGCAUCGCUGUCCACACCUGGUACGCCUGCCCCGCCCUCAUCAAGUCCAUCUGGGCCAUGGCCAUCAGCCAGCAUCAGUUCUACCUGGACCGAAAACAGAGCAAGUCAAAGAUCCAUGCAGCACGCAGCCUGAAUGAGAUAGCCAUUGACCUCACGGAGACGGGCACUCUGAAGACCUCCAAACUCGCCAAUAUGGGCAGCAAAGGCAAGAUCAUUAGUGGCAGCAGCGGAAGCCUUCUGUCCUCAGGUUCUCAAGAGUCGGACAGCUCACAGACGGCUAAGAAGGACAUGCUGGCAGCCUUGCGGGCCAGACAGGAGGCCCUGGAGGAGACUCUGCGACAGAGGAUAGAGGAGCUCAAGAGCAUCUGCAUCAGAGAAGCGGAGCUGACAGGAAGACUUCCUAAAGAGUAUCCUCUGGACCCGGGUGAGGAGCCACCCACAGUACGGCGCAAAAUCGGCACUGCUUUCAAACUGGACGAACAGAAAAUCCUCCCAAAAGGAGAGGAGGAGGAGCUGGAGCGUUUGGAGAGGGAGUUUGCGAUCCAGUCUCAGAUCACAGAGGCGGCGCGACGCUUGGCCAGCGAUCCGCAUGUCAGCAGCAAGAAGCUGAGGAAACAGCGCAAGGCAUCAUACCUGAAUGCCCUGAAGAAACUGCAGGACAUGGAGAACGCCAUUAAUGAGCACCGCAUCCGCUCGGGCAAGAAGCCCACCCAGCGCGCCUCGCUCAUCAUAGAGGAGGCUAAUAUCGGCUCAGAGGACAGCUCUUUAUCUGACGCUCUGGUGCUAGAUGAUGAUGACCCCCAGGUGACGGGGACCCCCACAUUCUCACCGGUCUCCUCCCCGCAUAAAGGCCUUCCUCCCCGGCCGCCCUGCCACAGCAGACCCCCUCCUCCACAGUCUCUGGAGGGCCUCCGGCACCUGCACUACCAGCGCAGUGACUAUGACAAGUCGCCCAUCAAACCACGCAUGUGGAGCGAGAGCUCCCUGGACGAGCCCUACGAGAGGGUGAAGAAACGCCCCUCCCACUCCAGUCACAGGCGGUUCCCGAGCACAGGCAGCUGUGAGGCUGGGGGGAGUAAUUCACUUCAGAGCAGCCCAGUGCGCACCCUGCCCCACUGGAACAGCCAGUCCAGCAUGCCCUCUACUCCAGACCUGAGAACCAGGAGCUAUGUCCACUCAGCCAGCCUCUCUCAGCCUUUCCGUGGGCGGAGCUCAAGCCUGGAGUCGCAGGGGAAGCUGCUGAAUAUGGAGGCGGAGUCAGACGCGGGACUCAGUCCCGAGCUGUUCCUGUCAGGGCCACAGAGGGCGGGGAGCAACGGUUCGGUGGCCCCUGACGACUGUUCGUCCUGCACCAGCCAUUCAAGCUCGGAGCACUAUUACCCACCAUCAGGCGCCAACCCGAACUACUGCACGCUGGCCGAGGACUCGCCCUCCAAGGCGCGCCAGCGCCAGCGCCAGCGCCACAAAUCCGCCGGACACCUGGGCGCCUCCAGCUCAGGCAGCAUGCCCAACCUGGCGGCCCGCAACGGGGCGGCCCACGCGGGCAUGUGCGGCAGCCACCAGGGCGUAUACCUGCACAGCCAGAGCCAGCCGUCGUCGCAGUACCGCAUCAAGGAGUACCCGCUGUACACGGAGGGUGGCAGCCCCAGCGCCGUGGUGGUGCGCAGCCUGGAGAGCGACCAGGAGGGCCACUACAGCGUCAAAGCCCAGUUCAAGACCUCCAACUCGUACACGGCCGGCGGCCUCUACAAGGAGGGCUGGGGCUCGGGCGAGGACGGCGAGGGGGGCGGUAGCGCGGGCGGGGCCGGGGGCGGCGGCAGGCUCACGCCGUCCAGGUCGCAGAUAGUGAGGACUCCGUCACUGGGCAGGGAGGGGGGCGGAGGAGGCGGAGGCAGGGCGGCCGUGUCGGAGGAGCUCCGCUGCUGGUACCAGCGCUCGUCCGGGUCGCUGAAGGAGCACUCACGGGUCACGCAUACGGGCUCGAACGCAGCAGAUGGCCGUGUGGGGAGAGUGGGGACGCUCGCAAAGUGUUCACCAGCUGCCUCCCCACACAGCCAGAGGAGUGGAACUCCGUGCAGUGAGACGGGGGUCACCCCUCCCUGUAGCCCCCAGCACAUACUCAACUGGCAGAGCGGAUCGUUCAGUGAUAGCUGUUUCCUGAGCAGUCCUCUGUGCUCUGAGCUAGCGGAUGUGCAGUGGUAUGGGCACGAGAAGGCCAAACCAGGAACACUCGUCUGAACCCAUCCUCAAUCCCUGCCCUCCUUCAUCCCUCGCUCCCUGGAACAGUGUUCUCCAGGCAGGUCUGUCCAUGGGCUGGACCUCAACACACCUAGACAGUCGUACGGCUGGAGCCAACCCCCCCCCCCCCCA